AUGAGCUGCUUUAAAGCAUGCUGUGAGCUGAGCUGGCUUAGAACAGCUCACACCAUGAAACGCUCGCAUUCCCUGGCGAAGAAUCAGUUCUUGCGGCUUUGCAUUCGCAGCGCAUCUGGCGAAGUGCUGGUGGAAGAAGAUGAUGUUCCUUGCGACAAACCAGUCUACGAAGUCGCACAUCUGCUAGGCACAGCAGGCCUUCGCAGUACCCUUGUCACUCCUGGUGGCAUCCAGAUGUCUCCAAGGAGUACCCUAAGUGAUUGGAUAGCGACCGAGAGUGAUGCUUUGACGCUCACAGCUGUGCAUUGCAAGCUGCCGCGUCUCUUCGCAACUGCGGGGGCCUUUGCGGCCUUGACUCUUUCAGGAGACAUCAUCUCUUGGGGUAAAGCAGACUGUGGCGGUCUCAUCUCCCCAGCCAUUCGCUCCCGUUUGGGAGAGGUGCGAGAAGUGUGUGCUGCAAAAUAUGCCUUUGCGGCUGUUACGCAGAGAGGUGCUGUUAUAGCCUGGGGAAACAUGCGAUUGGGUGGCUGUACAAGUGUUCUGAGCGAUUCGAAUAAUGGGACAAGUCCUGUCGACGAUUCUUUUUUGCAACGGGAUAUCGUCAAUGUGUGCGCGACGUGGCACGCCUUUCUUGCAUUGCGCAAAGAUGGCAAGGUCUUCAGUUGGGGCUAUACUCUCUGUGGAGCAGGCAACCGUGCAGUUGAGAGGUAUUUGCAGGAUAAGACUGUAAUUCGUACCAAGGCCGGUGUUGGCAUGUUCUGCGCAUUUCUCUCAGACAGCAAAGCCAUCCUGUGGCGGGGUGGUAAGUAUGACGUUUUUGAACAGGUUGUCGAUGUGGCUCUUGAAUCCGGGGGCCACAGCGACAGCGCAAUUGUGCUCAAGGCCGAUGGUUCGGUAGAGACAAGUUGGGGGCAACGAAUCAUCAACAACUUGCCGUAUGUGAGCAUCUUUGCUGGCACGUAUGCCUUUGCUGGAGUAUGCCGAGACGGCACAGUGACAACUUGGGGAGAAGCCAAUCUUGGAGGUGAUAGCACAUCCGUCGAAGCCGACCUUUGCAAUGUGAAGAGCUUUUGCAAUAGCUGGGGCGCAAUGGCUGCCAUCCGCUCGGACGACACUGUGAUAGCAUGGGGGUGCCCACGGUAUGGAGGGGAUGUGGCUGCAAUCAAAGGCCAACUUCUGGACGUUGCCACGCUUGUCUCCAACGAAGGCGCCGCUGGCUUUGUUGCUUUGAAGCGAGAUGGCUCGGCAUUUUCCUGGGGUGAUGUGGAAGUUGACUGGCCCAGGCUUCGAAAGGUUAAGCGUGUCUCUUGCAACGGGCUUGCUUGGGCUGCUGUCAUGUUAGAUGGCACGGUUGUGGCCUGGGGCAGCAGCAACAGCGGCGACGCGACACUGAAUGCAGCAUCGAAGCAUGCAUUGCAUGGACGUUUUGCGGAGGAUGUUUGCGGAACUUCGUGGUCUAACAAUGACAGGCUAGGUGCUUUUGCCUGCUUGUGCAGCGACAACACGGUUGUCACCUGGGGAUCCACAGAUGUAGUGCCAAACGGCUUUCAGCUGGUCGCUUUGAGCUGA
This is a messenger RNA of Symbiodinium natans, 1569 nucleotides long. NCBI's taxonomy places the organism in Eukaryota, Dinophyceae, Suessiales, Symbiodiniaceae. The record is from the annotation of a GenBank genome assembly.